AUGGAUGACACAGAUAGCGUGGACAGCAUGCAAAGCAUGGAAAACACAGAUACUAACAACAACAUGACCAUACACAACAAGAGAAUCGUGGGAGUGGGUCUUGACGACAAAGCCAUUCACCUCCUCUAUGUUCUUCUGGCAGGCAUUCCGAUAAAAGACAAGACUGAGGCGCAGCGACAAGCACUCCAAGAGGCUGCAAAUGAGCUAGAGGCCAAAAAGCGGGUCCAAGUCAUCAAUCGCAAAGCACUCGAACGCGAGCUGCGCACCACUCUAGAGGCCAUCGGUCAAGCCAGCAGAGAUUUCAUCCAGAACUAUGCUUUAGGUGGCAGCGAAAAUGAUGAUCAAGUCAACGAAGUGGAAGAAGACGAUACCCGAAAACGAAAGCGGGAACAAUUGGAGGCUUUGGAGGAGCAAUUCGGCAAUCUUGAUCAACUCAGAGCCAGGUUGCGACUUAGCAUGAAUGAUGACGAUAAGGACGCACAGCAGCUGGGCAUCGAGGCACGCCAGACCCUUGAAGCUGAAAAGCAAAGUGUGGUUGCAGGUGCCGUGCCCGCCAUGGAACGCCGUGUCAUGCGAAGCUCUUCAACGCCAGCUCUCCACCUUCCAGUGAUGAUGCAGCCCACCUCCCCAGAUCCACCAGACGACCCUGAGUCUGCGACCCUAUCGAUGCCUUCCCCACUCACGGAAUUUAUGGACUUUACUCUUCUCUUUGGCGGUGGUGAUGGCAAUGUUGCUCAUACCAACGAGGCACAACUCUCAUACGGUGAUGGGAAUGGUACAGAGCGCAGAGACAUCUAUCGUGUGGCGACACAAUCAGAGCAGAUCGACAGUGUUGAUGAUGACGACGGACUCAGCAGAACCAUGAGCAGAGGAUCCGACGCUAGUUCUGCACACGAUCCGCAACAGCAGUGA
Molecule: messenger RNA, 912 nt
Organism: Exophiala bonariae
Lineage: Eukaryota; Fungi; Ascomycota; Eurotiomycetes; Chaetothyriales; Herpotrichiellaceae
Exons: 2
Coding region: 1-912 (303 amino acids)
Source: RefSeq, a predicted model, not a curated record